Messenger RNA from Jaculus jaculus (lesser Egyptian jerboa), 634 nucleotides. It is a transcript of the gene Lcn12, whose product is annotated as lipocalin 12. The record is from RefSeq and is a predicted model, not a curated record. Lineage: Eukaryota; Metazoa; Chordata; Mammalia; Rodentia; Dipodidae. Gene Ontology annotation, molecular function: small molecule binding. The coding region runs from base 13 to 597 and encodes 194 amino acids. The transcript is spliced from 6 exons.
UUCUGGAGUCUGAUGGCUGCUGGCAUGGGCCCUUGGUGGGCUCUGUUGCUUUUCCUGCCCCAAGUCCUGCAGGGCCAGAACUCAACUCCACCAGGCUCUCCUGGGCUGAAGAGCUUCCACAGUGACCAGUUCCAGGGGGAGUGGUUUGUCCUCGGCCUGGCGGGCAAUGCCUUCAAGAGGGAGGACCGGGAGUUGCUGAAUCCCUUCAUCACAAAUUUCGAGCAGAAAAGCAACAACCAGCUCGAGGUAUUCAACUCCAUGACCCGGGGCAAGCGCUGUGACACAUGGUCUUAUGUGCUGAUCCCCACGGCCCAGCCUGGAAAGUUCAUUGUGGACAACCAAGGUGAGAAUGACAUGGCAGACAGCGAGGACGUGCAGGUUAUGGAUACUGAUUACACGAAUUUCGCCCUGGUGCUGUCCCUCAGACAUACCAGCAGCAGGACCAUCUCCAGGGUCAGCCUUCUUGGUAGAAGCUGGAGGCUGCCUUUUGGAACAUUGGAUAAGUUCUUCUGCCUGGCCCAAAACCAAGGCCUCACAAAGAAUAACCUCAUGUUCCCUGAUGAGACUGGCUGGUCACCCCAUCUGGAUGGCUGCUGAAAGAUAAAGCAUUUCCUGCCAGCAUGCUCCCACUCCU